This is a messenger RNA of Phycodurus eques (leafy seadragon), 7507 nucleotides long. RefSeq names its product activating signal cointegrator 1 complex subunit 3 (gene ascc3). Gene Ontology annotation, molecular function: ATP hydrolysis activity; nucleic acid binding; ATP binding. The record is from RefSeq and is a predicted model, not a curated record. The transcript is spliced from 42 exons. NCBI's taxonomy places the organism in Eukaryota, Metazoa, Chordata, Actinopteri, Syngnathiformes, Syngnathidae. Bases 146 to 6742 code for a protein of 2198 amino acids.
AUGGAACUUUCGUUGACGUGCCAGCCGGCCGGAUCGAUCGCUCACUGGCUACUGGCGGCACACGGUGAAAAGUGUUUUGAAACGUUUUUGUCUGGGGCCAAGAUAUUGUCGUACAGCAGCAUUUGGAAAACGGUGUGUGCGUAGAAUGUCUCCUCCGCGGCUGACAGGAGCUCUUCGCUCCUUCUCUCAUGUCACCAGGAAGGAGGACUUCAAUGAGAAGUUCAGUGAUCUCAAGACUAAACGUUUGAAGAAACAGGAGCUGUUUGCAAGAGAAGGGCUCACAUGGCAGAAGAUUUUACAUUUCUGCACUGAUCAUCAGGACAAAGUGAAGCAACAUGCUGCCCAUCAGGAAUUAAAGAACCUUCUUUCUGCAGCCAAACAGAUAGUGGGGACUGAAAAUGGUCAAGAGGCUAUUGAACAUGCGGCUGUCUUUCUGCUUGAGACAUUCCACAACAAAGACCAUGUGGGCACAGAGGAGACUCGGGCCGUUAAGCAGAUGUUUGGCCCUUUUCCCUCAUCUGUUGCCGACAUUUCUCUUGCUUGUGUGGCACGGCUGGUGGAUUCACUUAGGGAUUCCCGAAUUGAUGAAUUUAUCCAGUCGUAUUGCUCCCGUCACAAACUUCAACAAGGGCCUUCUUUCGGACGUAACAUUGCUUUUUCCCAUGAGUGCUAUAUGCUCGACCCGCUUGAAGAACUGCCCUCCUCUGGCAUCCAAAAUCAAAACAUGAGCUUGGACUUUCCCAACUUCCUAAACAACCAACAAAGUCGCAUGGAUGUUGUCAACGAGGGAGAGAUGUUUGCCAUAGAAAAAUCUUUGAUGAAUGGAACUAUCCUCAGGACAGAAGUGGAGAAAUAUCUGAAUGAAGGAAAUAUGAUAUCAUCUAGCCCAGAGGGUCUGUGCACCUCCCUAUUUGAAAUGCUUGCCUCUCACAAAAGCAACGAUGAGCUGCAGAAUGAGUUAUUUGAGCUGCUUGGCCCAGAAGGUCUAGAAAUGAUCUCCACACUUCUGAAGCAAAGGGUAGUUAUUGUUGACUCCCUGCUAAACAUCCCACCGCUUUCCCAGCUACAAUCAGGUAAUUUACAAGAUUUCAUCCAAAAAGUCAGUGACGAAGUUACAAGGCCCACCUACGGCUGUCAGGUGACCAUUCACUCUGAACAAGAAAGACAUUUGAUGAAGAUAUUUCGCAGGGAAGAGAAGAGAGAUAGGAAGAGGGGAAAAGGAACUGAUGAUGUGGAAUUCUCAGAUGCUAUCUUGAACUUUGACCCAAAAGAGAUGAGAGCCCAGCGGGAGCAGGCUCUGUUGACUUCACGACACGAACCUAUACUUGGUAGAGAGAGAGUGUAUGAACGGAUUAAAUACCCAAAUGUCUAUGAUGGCUAUGCAGAUGCCACAAAGACAUCGGCCUUCGUUGGAGGAGCAAGGAUGCUGCUACCUGACGGUAUCCGCAGAGAUAAUACUAAAAUGUACGAAGAGGUGGAGAUUCCACCCAAUGAAACAAUGCCUAUUGGCUUUGAAGAGAAACCGAUCUACAUCUCUGAACUGGAUGAGGUUGGACAACUGGUAUUCAAAGGAAUGAAGCGUCUUAACAGGAUCCAAUCAUUGGUGUUUGAGACUGCCUACAACACCAACGAAAACCUUCUCAUCUGUGCCCCAACUGGUGCUGGCAAGACCAACAUCGCCAUGCUGACUGUCCUUCACGAGAUUCGGCAACACCUACAACCAGGCGGUGUCAUCAAAAAGGAUGAAUUCAAGAUAGUGUAUGUUGCGCCAAUGAAGGCUUUGGCAGCUGAGAUGACCAACUAUUUCAGUAAACGAUUGGAGCCGCUGGGCAUCACUGUCAAAGAACUCACUGGUGACAUGCAGCUAACCAAAGGGGAAAUUCUACGAACACAGAUGUUAGUGACCACCCCAGAGAAGUGGGACGUUGUGACAAGAAAGAGUGUUGGAGAUAUUGCUCUAUCCCAGAUCGUACGUCUCCUAAUCUUGGAUGAAGUUCACCUUCUUCAUGAAGAUCGAGGACCAGUACUGGAGAGCCUUGUGGCCCGGACCAUCAGACAGGUGGAAUCCACACAGAGUAUGAUUAGGAUUCUGGGAUUAUCAGCCACUCUUCCCAACUAUCUAGAUGUGGCCACCUUCUUGCAUGUCAACCCGUACAUUGGCCUCUUCUUCUUCGACCAUCGUUUCAGACCAGUGCCGCUCGGACAGACCUUUGUUGGCAUUAAAUCUACUAACAAGAUCCAGCAAAUUCAUGACAUGGAGGAAGUUUGCUAUAACAAGGUUGUUGAACAAGUCAAAGCAGGUCAUCAGGUAAUGGUGUUCGUCCAUGCUCGUAAUGCCACAGUGAGGACAGCCAUGGGGCUAAUAGAGAUGGCUAAGAACCAUGGAGAAACAUCUGUCUUUCAACCACACCAGGUUUCAGACUACGGCCAGUGUGAAAAACAGAUCCAUCGGUCCAGAAACAAGCAAAUGAAGGAGAUGUUUCCAGAAGGUUUUGGGAUCCACCAUGCAGGCAUGCUGCGGGCUGACCGCAAUCUAAUGGAGAGUAUGUUCUCUCGAGGGUACCUUAAGGUGCUUGUCUGUACUGCCACCCUGGCCUGGGGAGUGAACCUACCAGCCCAUGCUGUUAUCAUUAAGGGGACACAGAUUUACGAUGCCAAGCGUGGUACCCUGGUGGAUCUGGGCAUCUUGGAUGUGAUGCAGAUCUUUGGCCGUGCAGGACGUCCACAGUUUGACAAGAAUGGGGAGGGCACCAUCAUUACGACCCAUGACAAGCUCAGCCAUUACCUGACCCUGCUCACCCAGCAGAACCCCAUCGAGAGUCAGUUCCUUGACAGCCUGGCUGACAACCUCAAUGCUGAGAUUGCUUUGGGAACAGUCACCAAUGUGGAUGAGGCGGUGAAGUGGCUCAGUUACACUUACCUCUAUGUGCGCAUGAGGGCUAAUCCACUUGCAUAUGGUAUCAACUACAGGGCCUUGCAGAUGGAUCCCUCCUUAGAGCUGUACAGAAAAGAACUGGUGGUAGAUUCUGGCAGGAAGUUGGACAAAGCCAGGAUGAUCCGCUUUGAAGAGCGCACAGGUUACUUUGCCUCCACUGACCUGGGGAGGACAUCCAGCCACUUCUACAUCAAAUACAACACUAUAGAGACAUUCAAUGAACAUUUCAACUCUCAGCGGACAGAAGCUGACAUCCUCAGUAUUGUCUCCAAGGCUGAAGAAUUUGAACAGCUAAAGGUUCGUGAUGAAGAGAUGGAGGAGCUGGAGCAGAUGCUGUGCAACUACUGUGAGCUACCUGCGGCAGGUGGAGUGGAAAAUGGCUAUGGCAAGGUCAACAUUCUGUUGCAGACAUACAUAAGUCGCGGAGAUGUGGACAGCUUCUCCCUAAUCUCAGACCUUUCAUAUGUUGCCCAGAAUGCUGCUCGAAUUGUCAGGGCAUUGUUUGAGAUUGCUCUAAGAAAGCGUUGGCCGGCCAUGACGUAUCGACUGCUCACGCUCUGCAAAGUCAUUGACAAGCGGCUUUGGGGCUUUGCCCACCCUCUUCGCCAGUUCUCCAACUUGAGCCACAUUGUACUGACUCGACUGGAGGAAAAGAAGCUCACUGUUGAUCGACUAAAGGAUAUGCGGAAAGACGAAAUUGGCCACAUGCUGCAUCAUGUAAACAUUGGCUUGACCGUCAAACAGUGCGUCCAUCAGAUCCCUUCGAUCACAAUGGAGGCCAAUGUUCAACCGAUCACACGAACUGUCCUACGCGUCCGUCUCAUUGUCACACCUGACUUUCGUUGGAAUGAUCAGGUGCAUGGGUCUGUGGGUGAGCCAUGGUGGCUAUGGGUGGAGGACCCAAUUAAUGAUCACAUCUACCACUCUGAAUACUUCCUCCUCCAGAAAAAGCAGGUGGUGAUAGGGGAACCCCAGCACAUUGUGUUCACCAUUCCCAUUUUUGAACCUCUCCCCUCUCAGUACUACAUCAAGGGAGUGUCUGACCGUUGGCUUGGUGCUGAAGCCAUCUGCAUCAUCAACUUCCAGAACCUUAUCUUGCCUGAGCGGCACCCCCCCCACACCGAGUUGUUGGACCUGCAGCCGUUGCCAGUGACAUCUUUGGGAUACCGGGAGUAUGAAAGCUUGUACAAGUUCACGCACUUCAAUCCCAUCCAGACACAGAUCUUCCACACACUGUAUCACACUGACACUAAUGUCCUGCUUGGGGCACCAACGGGCUCUGGAAAGACCAUCGCUGCUGAGCUGGCCAUGUUCAGAGUCUUCAACAAGUACCCAAGCUCUAAGGUGGUGUAUAUCGCCCCUCUUAAAGCGCUGGUCAGAGAAAGAAUUGAGGACUGGAAAGUCAGGAUCGAGGAGAAACUGGGAAAGAAAGUGACAGAACUGACGGGCGAUGUGACCCCAGAUAUGAGAGCUAUCGCGCAGGCUGACCUCAUUGUCACCACACCGGAGAAGUGGGAUGGAGUCAGCAGAAGCUGGCAAAACAGAAGCUACGUUCAGAAAGUCGCGAUCCUGAUCAUUGAUGAAAUCCACCUGCUUGGGGAAGAUAGAGGUCCAGUGUUGGAAGUCAUUGUGUCAAGGACCAACUUCAUCUCCUCCCACACCUCUAAAGGUGUUCGAAUUGUCGGUCUCUCCACUGCUCUGGCUAAUGCGCGAGACCUUGCUGACUGGUUGGGAAUCAUACAGGUGGGUUUGUUUAACUUCCGUCCUUCUGUUCGCCCUGUCCCGCUGGAGGUUCACAUUCAUGGUUUCCCGGGACAGCACUACUGCCCUCGCAUGGCCACCAUGAACAAACCCACCUUCCAAGCAAUAUGUAGUCAUUCUCCAUCUAAGCCAGUGCUGAUCUUUGUCUCAUCCCGACGUCAAACCCGACUGACAGCCCUGGACCUCAUUGCAUACCUGGCGACAGAAGACAACCCCAAACAGUGGCUGCAUCAGGACGAGAGAGAAAUUGAGGACAUCAUUGCCACAGUACGGGAUUCUAACUUGAAGCUAACUUUGGCAUUUGGAAUCGGGAUGCAUCACGCUGGCCUGCAUGAGCGAGACAGAAAAACUGUGGAGGAACUGUUUGUCAAUUGCAAAAUCCAGGUUUUGAUUGCCACAAGCACUCUGGCUUGGGGAGUCAACUUCCCUGCUCAUCUGGUGGUUGUCAAAGGAACUGAAUACUAUGAUGGAAAAACCAGACGAUAUGUUGACUACCCCAUUACAGAUGUUUUGCAGAUGAUGGGGCGAGCAGGUCGACCACAGUUUGAUGACCAGGGCAAAGCAGUUAUUCUUGUCCAUGACAUCAAAAAAGAUUUCUACAAGAAAUUUCUCUAUGAGCCUUUCCCUGUUGAGUCCAGCCUCCUCAGCGUGCUGUCAGACCAUCUGAAUGCAGAGAUAGCUGCAGGGACCAUCUCUUCCAAGCAAGAUGCAAUGGACUACAUCACCUGGACUUACUUUUUCAGACGACUGGUGAUGAACCCCAGUUACUACAGCUUGGAAAACAUCAGUCAUGAUUCCAUUAACAAGUAUCUCUCCGGCCUGGUGGAAAGGAGCCUACGGGACUUGCAGUGCUCCUACUGCAUUGAAAUAAAAGAGGAUGACCGGACGAUUGAACCUUUGAGUUAUGGUCGCAUUGCAUCAUAUUACUACCUGAAGCACCAGACCAUCCGCUUGUUUAAAGAAAGACUGAGAGCUGAACUUCCCAUCCACGAGAUUCUUUCCAUUUUGACAGAUGCAGAAGAGUAUGCAGAGCUCCCUGUGAGACACAAUGAAGACCAACUCAACAGCCAGCUGGCUCAACAGCUCCCCCUGAAGGUCAACCCCCACUCCUAUGACAGUGCCCACACAAAGACCCACUUACUGCUUCAGGCUCACUUCAGCCAUGCCCAGUUACCAUGCAGCGACUACUCAACUGAUACCAAGACUGUUCUGGACAAUGCCAUCCGAAUCUGUCAGGCCUUACUUGAUGUAGCAGCCAAUGAGGGCUGGCUUGUUACGGCUUUAAGCAUCUGCAACCUGGUGCAGAUGAUUGUCCAAGGCCGCUGGCUGCAUGAUUCUUCAAUACUGACCCUGCCACAUUUGGAGCAACAGGACCUCUACCUGGUCAGGAAAUGGUCAAACCAGAACAGGAGGGGAAACACUGGAUCCUACAAUGGACCAAUCGAAGGGCUUCCUGAGCUGAUAGCUGCCUGCAGUGGAAAGGAAAGCAUUUUUGCAGCAAUGGUUGGUCAUGAGUUCCCUUCAAGUCAUGUUACUCAGAUGUGGGACUUCCUCAGUCAUCUUCCAGUGCUGGAGGUUGUGUUGAGUGUCAAGGGCCGGUGGGAGGAGAGCCAACAGCAAACAGAACGCCACGUGCCAGCUGCAGGAGCAAACCUGAGGGAGGCCAGGAGCUGGCUGGAUGUCCACGCUGACCAGGAGUAUGUUUUGCAGGUGUCACUGAGACGCAUCAACCAGGGCCAGACGAGGAGGAAGCAGGACACUAAGGCUCAGGCCCCGAGAUUCCCGAAGGUGAAAACUGAAGGCUGGUUCCUUGUUGUUGGUGAAGUGGAUCACAAGGCGCUACUGGCAGUCAAACGAAUCGGAUACGUGCGCAACCACUCAACAGUGUCUGUGGCCUUCUACUCACCAGAGAAGACUGGAAAAUGCAUCUACACACUCUACUUGAUGAGCGACAGCUACCUGGGCCUGGACCAGCAGUAUGACAUUCAUCUCAAUGUGAUACCAGCCAGCGUCACUCCCCAGGUCAACACAGAGGUCGCGGACUAGAUUACACGAUCCCCCCCCCUCGGGCCGCUGUUGGCUCUUCAAAAAUUCCGCUACCUUUGAUUGAUACUUAUGUAAAGACCAGCAAGGAUGUUAUCGUGACACUGAAAUUGUUUCUGUAAGUCUCCAGUCUGUGGACAUAGUGAUCAAGAAAUUAAGAUGGAGUCGGGUUGUUUCAUGCUUCCAGUCAUUCUUAAAAGCCCUGUAACAGCUGUUUUUUUUUUUUUUUUCCCCCGCACGACUUUUAUUUGCUGGUCAUGUGGCCAGAAAUGAAGAGAAGAAAAUAAAGAGGAGGAGAAAACAGAUAUUAUCUCAACUGUAUUAUUAUUUUUUUUACUUACUACUUUACAUUUACAGAGCACAGAAAGUGGCGUGUCUUGGGUUGCGGUUGAUCCGUGUGGAGCUGGUACCAGGUCCACCUCGGUCCUGCGAAAGUGUCCUUGAGCAAGAUAAUGCAAACCCAGUUCUUCCUGAUACUGUGCCAACGACCUGUUAGCUUUCUUUCCAUGACAAAAUGCGACAAAAACCUAAAAGGGUCGAAAAGUUUUUCCUCAACGCAGCACAUUGAGCAUGUUUUGCUUUUCUAAACCCUUCGAAGCACAUGCAUUGCAUUAUUGGAAAUGGGGGUCUUACAGUUGACAUAUUUUUAUUUUUCAAGUACUACAACUGCCUCCUGAAGUGGAAAAAAAACAUUCAAGAUUCUAAAUGCACCAUUUGUGUAAAUGUUUGUCACCCCAUGGUGGAAUUCUCGAUGGGCAAAUAAAACUU